Messenger RNA from Alternaria postmessia, 2073 nucleotides. RefSeq lists its product as uncharacterized. Lineage: Eukaryota; Fungi; Ascomycota; Dothideomycetes; Pleosporales; Pleosporaceae. The coding region runs from base 1 to 2073 and encodes 690 amino acids. Gene Ontology annotation, molecular function: DNA-binding transcription factor activity, RNA polymerase II-specific; DNA binding; zinc ion binding. The transcript is spliced from 6 exons. The record is from RefSeq and is a predicted model, not a curated record. Gene Ontology annotation, biological process: DNA-templated transcription; regulation of DNA-templated transcription.
AUGAGCCUGCAACAUAUUGUGGGCGCAGGAGCAUGCAAAGCUUGUCGCGGCCGCAUCACAAAGUGUUCGACCGAACGUCCCCAAUGCUCAGAGUGUCGGAAGCGGCACACGCCAUGCAACUACGCUCAGCCUCCGGUCCGGCCCGUCGCUACCACGCGCAGACACCAUGGCCAGGUGCACUCUGCGGGCACCAGCCGUGCACUCGAGCGUGUCUUCGCCCACCUGCGCACCCGGCCCCUGCCUAUCGCCCAUGAGACACUUGGCCAACUUCGUCGCGGCACUGACGUGCAUGCGGUUCUACGCUUCCUCGAGUAUGGCAGCCUCCGCCUCCAGCUCAUGCUGGUCCCGGACACGACUUACCAAUUCACCCUGCCCUAUCUUGCUGACAUGAUGCCACUGUUUGACGGCACUGACAAUCCGUAUCUGACCUCGAGGCUGUACAAGGCCCUGUCGCACGAGACUGCACACCAUGGCACCGAAAUCCAAGAGCAGACAUACCACGCUAUCUACCACGUGCCCUAUCCCGGCGCCCGCAUGUAUGAUCCCCGAAUGUCCCCAGACUCCCUGAGGCCCUCGAGGUGGACAUCGAUCAGUCAUGACGACGUUUUUCUUACUCGCCUUCUCGAGGACUACUUCCUCUAUGAGUUUCCUCUCUGGCCCUGCUUCCACAAAGACCACUUCCUCGACGACAUGACCACUGGAAGAAAUGAUUAUUGUUCACCGCUUCUUGUUAAUGCCAUUCUCACCGCAGCCUGCCACGGAGCAGGCUCGCUCAAUCAGAGAUCUGAGUUCUGGAACCCCGACACCUACAGCUAUCGGUGCUUGGCUGAGACCAGACGGCUGUGGGAGCUGCAACAUUCGCAGCAAGUGUAUAACCUUACAUCCGCCCAAGCAGCCACCAUCCUAGGCCGAAUUUAUUUCGCCAAUGGUAUGGAUGAGAUGGGGUGGACGACAUGGACAUACGCGCUAGAGCUUGCAGAUAGACUAGAGUUAUUUGCUAAGGCUGCGGAAUACAAAACCGAAAAGGAUCGCGUUUCAAGAACCCUUACAGCAUGGGGCAUUUUUUCUCAGCAAGCGUUCUCUUGUUUUUACCUCAUGAAGCCCCCACUGUCCCGAAUUCCGCCUGAGGAUGGCUUACCGGACUAUCGAGACGCACAGAAUUUCUUUGGCGAGAUUUGGGUCAAGUACCCUCUUGCGACACAUCUGACCCCCAUCCAUCUGGGUCAGACUUUCCUGGCGCUCAUCAAGCUGAGAUGCAUCAUGAAUGACAUAGCUGGAAAGGCACUCCCAGAAGGCGACAGACAGAACGAUCUUGGCCUUCAGCAGGCCGGCCGUUAUCACACCAUGCUGGUCCAAUGGUUCUAUGAUCUGCCAGAGCCACUGCAAUCUCACAAUAUUGCCAUGCCAACGCAACUUCUCUUACAUAUGCAGUUUCAUAACCUCGUAGCUAUGACUUUUCAGCCGUUCCUGCAGCACGAGACCCCUCUCGACCAACCGCACGAUAAAGGAGCAUUCGAGGUUGAUGCCGGCUUCAGCCCAGCGCGAUUGUAUGCCGCCUCCAAAGCGAGUCUUCAAACGCUUCUCCACAUGUUUUACCAUCGUCACGGCUUCGAAGCAUACUAUAUCUUUCUACUCCAAAUCUUCGUUCAGCUGGGCUUUGACUCGAUAGAGCGCCUGCGUACCCCGGAGGCGCGGCAAGAGCAUUUCCCGGCCAUAAUGAAAGCCACCAGAGCUACACUCAUACUGUGCGCCAAGGGCUUGCGCGACCAAGGUCGAAACUUUUUUCUAUCCGAGCUCGUGUUCCGCAUCCUGCGCGAUAAGAUGAAUCCUGUUGAUGUGAAGUUGCUCAAGGACUGGGCACGCAUCAAGGACGAAGACAAGAGGGAAAAGUCGAUGCUAGAGCACGUGCAUAGCGAGUACCCUGUGAAUGUGCAGUCGAUUAGCUCGAAUCCUGCUGACCGACGUCUCAAUCGGCUGUUGCAGUCUAUGGGUGACCUCAAGCUCCCUAACGACACUGCCGAACCAACGCAGCAAGAUAGAACAUCGAGGACGUGGCGAAGUAUCGUAUUCUGA